This is a messenger RNA of Penicillium verhagenii, 1341 nucleotides long. Its product is annotated as TFIIH/NER complex subunit SSL1. Gene Ontology annotation, molecular function: zinc ion binding. Gene Ontology annotation, biological process: regulation of transcription by RNA polymerase II; nucleotide-excision repair; DNA-templated transcription. The transcript is spliced from 3 exons. NCBI's taxonomy places the organism in Eukaryota, Fungi, Ascomycota, Eurotiomycetes, Eurotiales, Aspergillaceae. The coding region runs from base 1 to 1341 and encodes 446 amino acids. Gene Ontology annotation, cellular component: transcription factor TFIIH core complex; transcription factor TFIIH holo complex. The record is from RefSeq and is a predicted model, not a curated record.
AUGGCCGACUCGGACGAGGAAUACGUCGGGGAUGUUACAGAAGAUGAGGACGAUCUCCAAGUAACCCGGAAAGAUCAGGUUGGGACAAGGAAGAGAAAACAGCGCGGAGCAGCUGAGUGGGAGCUCUCCAGGACCUGGGAGACACUUGUCGAAGGUGCAGAUGGUACCAUCAGUGCGACUGUGGAGGGACUGCUGGAGGCGGGAAAGCGAAAAAGACUGUUGAAAGAUACAACUCCUCUCCAACGCGGUAUUAUACGACAUCUGAUCCUUGUCCUCGACCUUUCACAGUCCAUGUCUGAAAAGGAUCUACGUCCGACGCGCUACCUGCUCACUCUGCGAUAUGCGCAGGAAUUCGUGCGAGAAUUCUUUGAGCAAAACCCCAUCUCCCAACUGGGCGUCCUGGGUCUGCGGGAUGGCCUGGCUCUUCGGAUCAGCGACAUGAGCGGAAAUCCUACGGAGCAUAUGACGGCCAUAAAAUCCCUCAAGACCCAAGACCCGAAAGGUCUUCCUAGUCUGCAGAAUGGCCUGGAAAUGGCACGAGGCGCCCUGUUUCACACCCCCAACCAUGGCACAAGAGAGGUACUUAUUAUUUUUGGCUCCCUCUUGUCCUCGGAUCCGGGUGAUAUUCACCAGACCAUCAACACCUUAAUCAGUGAUAAGGUACGAGUACGCAUCGUCGGUCUUGCCGCACAGGUCGCUAUUUGUCGUGAGCUUUGUACGAAAACGAACGGAGGGGAUGAGACAGCAUAUGGUGUCGCGCUCAAUGAGCAGCAUUUCCGGGAAUUAAUGAUGGAUGUGACCACUCCACCCGCCGCGUAUUCCCAGAAACAGUCCGCUAGCUCGUUGUUGAUGAUGGGCUUUCCAUCUCGAACAGUGGAGUUGAAGCCUUCUCUCUGCGCCUGCCAUUCCAAACCAUCCCGAGGUGGGUACUUGUGUUCCCGUUGUGGUAGCAAGGUAUGUAGUCUGCCCGCAGAGUGCCCUUCUUGUGGGCUCACCUUGAUUCUUUCUACACAUCUUGCCCGCUCCUACCACCAUCUAUUCCCUCUGAUGAAUUGGGUGGAGGUCCCAUGGCGCCGGGCUUCACGAAGCACUGGGUGUUUUGCUUGCGGUCUACCUUUUCCUGUUGCCCCACCGGAGGAUCAAUGGCAAGCGACUGAAACUCACACCAAAGGAAUGAGUGUGAGCAGUCGCUACGAAUGUGCAGCAUGCCAGAAUCAUUUCUGCAUUGAUUGCGAUCUUUUCGCACACGAAGUCGUGCAUAAUUGUCCUGGAUGCCAGAGUAAAAACAAUCAGCUUUUAAACAGCGGAACCGCGUUGGACGGAAUGGACACGACCAAUUGA